GGUCAAGAUAACGGGCAUUUGACAGCACAGCAAAUUCUGUCAAGUUUACAUGCGUUAUAUUUUUAUUCGUCUUAACAACUUAAGUUACUUGAAAAGAUUUUACUUGAAAGGUUUGUUAAUACAGAUUAAUAUUAAAAUGCAUCUGUUGGUUCUAUGCGCGUCUGUUAUUCUGGUGCCUUUGCUAUGUGAUGCGCGGAUCUCUAAGCGUUAUGUGAUCGGUUGUCCGGAGCGCUGCGAUAAGAGUCGGUGUCCGCCCAUACCGGCCGACUGUCUGGCCGGAGACAUCCUGGACCAGUGCGACUGCUGCCCGGUGUGCGCGGCCGGCGAGGGUGAGCCCUGCGGCGGUACAGGGAAGCUGGGAGACCCGGAGUGUGGAGAGGGUCUGGACUGCGCUGUGUCUGAGGGGGUCGGACCAACGACUACCGUGAGGAGGAGAGGAAAGACCGGCGUGUGCGUGUGUAAGAGCUCUGAGGCCGUCUGUGGCAGUGAUGGGGUGUCCUACAGGGACAUCUGCGAACUCAAGAGAGUCAGUAACCGGGCACAGAAACUCCAGCAGCCGCCCAUCAUCUUCAUCCAGAGAGGUGCCUGCGGGAAAGGCCACGAGGAGAAUCCAGAUAGCCUCCGGCACAGAUAUAACUUCAUCGCUGAUGUGGUGGAGAAGAUCGCUCCAGCUGUGGUUCACAUUGAGCUGUUCCGCAAAAUGUUGUUCACCAAGCGGGAAGUGGCAGUUGCCAGUGGCUCUGGUUUCGUGGUGUCUGAAGAUGGCCUGAUUGUAACCAAUGCCCAUGUGGUAGCCAACAAACACCGGGUGAAGGUCGAACUGAAGACCGGCGCCACCUAUGAAGCCAAAAUCAAAGAUGUGGAUGAGAAAGCAGACAUUGCUCUAAUCAAGAUAGAUGCUCCGAUGAAACUACCAGUUCUGUUGUUGGGUCGGUCAGCUGAUCUGAGACCGGGCGAGUUCGUGGUCGCUAUCGGCAGUCCGUUCUCCCUUCAGAACACAGUGACUACAGGCAUCGUCAGCACCACCCAGAGAGGCGGCAAAGAGCUGGGCCUGCGUAACUCUGACAUGGACUACAUCCAGACAGAUGCCAUCAUCAAUUACGGUAAUUCAGGAGGGCCUCUGGUGAACCUGGAUGGUGAGGUGAUAGGAAUCAACACACUGAAGGUGACAGCAGGAAUAUCCUUCGCUAUUCCUUCUGACAAGAUCCGACAAUUCCUGGCUGAGUCUCACGACAGACAGGCUAAAGGAAAAACAGCCACAAAGAAGAAGUAUAUCGGUGUAAGAAUGAUGACAUUAACCCCAAUGCUUGCUAAGGAGCUAAAGGAAAAACAGAGUGAUUUCCCAGAUGUCACCUCUGGAGCGUAUGUCAUUGAAGUUAUCCCGAAAACACCAGCUGAAGUUGGCGGUCUGAAGGAGAGUGACGUCAUAAUCAGCAUUAACGGUCAGAGGAUCACGUCAGCAAGUGACGUCAGCACAGCCAUCAAGAAAGAUGACACUCUGAGAGCAGUGGUACGACGUGGCAAUGAAGACGUCAUCCUCACAAUCAUUCCUGAAGAGAUUGACCCUUGACCUCCCUCAUGCUCACCCAUGAGCUGGUUCUCAGACUUUUACUGAGUGUGUCGGGAGCCACACUCAUUCUAGAAACAUAGUGAACACUUUUCAGUCCAACCAUCAUCCAACCUGAAUAUUGUUCUCAGCUUAGAACAGGAAAUGUCCUUUCUCACUUUUCCCCCAUAUCACCCAUGUUAUUGUCUGUUUAUUCAUUAAUAUACCAUGUUAGAAUGAACCCUUUGUAAAUAAAUAUGAGAAUUUAGUGCUGGCUAGUUCACUAUAAAACUCCGAAAUGUAUAUAAUUUCUCUGUUCCAAAACCUAGUAAGCAGCCUAAGCAGGAUUUUGUGAUGAGCAGAAUGAUUCCAUUCAAGAUGGUGAAAAAGAAAAUACAUGUUGAUUAUAAUCUUAUAUUGUAUUCAUUACUGAAAAGUAUCUACUAAAAUAAUUCAGUGUAAUUAAAAAUAAUUGUUUUACCCAAUUCUACUGUAUGUGUGCACUUUUUUUUUUUGGGUGGAUUGAUUGCCAUUUUUAUAACCAUAGUUUUACUACAAAUACCAUGGUUAAACUAUGGUUUGUGUACCAAAACAUGGAUAAUUUGUGGUUUAACUUCAAUAACCAGGAUUUUUUGGUUUUAUUUUGGUUUUCAUAAGGGUUAGCCUACUCUGAUAGCACAUUUAUGCUGUGUAGAUGUCUUUUUGAUGUGCACUUUUCAUCUCGUUUCAACUGCAUUAUGUCUUUCUCUAAAAUGUUUCCUGUCCGAGGUUAAAAAAGACGUAGAAAAUGUCUUUAAGAUGUUUACGGUUUAGAAUGUAUGAAAACAGAUGUCUUGGAGAUAUAUGUGUGCUAUCUGGGUAGAGUAUUAUGCUGUUAGCUUAGCAACAUGCUAGCGGCUAAAUACUGAAAUCAGUGAGUCUCCUGUGAGUUAGAUUGCGUGCAGAGUUGCUGUGUUCCAAAUCGGUUACAUGGCGGCCAGUUCACUAGGUUUUGGAACAGAGCUUAUAUUUCAUUCUUAUGUAUACAUCAGCAAGGUAUCAAAAUUUUGUCUGUAUUUAGCUUUCUUCAUUUUUUUUUUUUUUAUAUUUACACUCAGAUCUCAAAUUUGACAUCAUUUAAAAAAAAUUGUGUGCCAUUAGAGCAUGACUGUUAUCUUGGAAUACCUUCUCUUCCUUAAAUGUUUGUGUCUGUGUUUGUCAGACGGCAAUUUCAGAAACGAAAUUAAAGAUGGUUAACGUUUUUAAA
Messenger RNA from Cyprinus carpio (common carp), 2792 nucleotides. RefSeq names its product serine protease HTRA1B. The record is from RefSeq and is a predicted model, not a curated record. Gene Ontology annotation, cellular component: extracellular region. Gene Ontology annotation, biological process: positive regulation of apoptotic process; programmed cell death; proteolysis. Lineage: Eukaryota; Metazoa; Chordata; Actinopteri; Cypriniformes; Cyprinidae. Gene Ontology annotation, molecular function: protein binding; serine-type endopeptidase activity.